AUGUAUAUACACGGCCAAAGCUGGCGUUUUAGAAUAUCUCCACUUUCUCAUUCUAUACAUUGCAUCUUCUGGGUAGAGAAGCCAGCUAAUAUUAGUGAAGAAUUAAACGCAUUUCCUAAAUCACAGAACUCUUCGGAGAGUGAUCUCCGAAGAAAGAGAGAAUCGGGCAACCAAUCUCCGAAGAGUGAAAACGCAUCUCCUAAAUCACAAAACUCUUUGGAGACCGAUCUCCAAAUAAAGUAAAUAGAAGCAGCAUGGCGAAGCCUUUUUCUCUACCUUCUCUGUGCAAUCUUGUACAGCCAUCUACAAUCAAGAGCCGCUGCAGUACUCGUCUUCAUAUGACCAUGCAAGUAAAAGCUCAGAGCUUAGAUGAAGGUAGAUCAAGGAAUAUUGUGGAUUCAAAUUUGAGCGUUUUAAGAGAGAAGAUGGCAGUCGUUAAGAUGAGGGAGAGACUUGAGAAAUAUUGCUGCAAACACCAACAAAAUGGUUGGAAUUAUUCACCGGGAUAUAAUUACAAACUCAGAAGAGCAAGCGAGGUAUCGACGUUCUUUGAGCUCAUACGUUUGGUGGGAGUGACUCUUGGUUUUACCUGUUUUACUGCUACAUUCUUCCUUGUCCUUGUAUCAAUCUUGGUUCGUUUGAAUCAAUGGUAAUGCUAUAUGUAUGGAUGAACGUCUGUCUUUAUAAUAAAAAAAAAAGUGUACAUCUCUUUCCCUCCCUUUAA
Pyrus x bretschneideri (Chinese white pear) is the source of this 724-nucleotide messenger RNA. RefSeq lists its product as uncharacterized. Lineage: Eukaryota; Viridiplantae; Streptophyta; Magnoliopsida; Rosales; Rosaceae. The coding region runs from base 255 to 653 and encodes 132 amino acids. The transcript has 3 exons. The record is from RefSeq and is a predicted model, not a curated record.